Messenger RNA from Microtus ochrogaster (prairie vole), 475 nucleotides. RefSeq names its product triosephosphate isomerase-like (gene Tpi1). Gene Ontology annotation, cellular component: cytosol. Gene Ontology annotation, molecular function: triose-phosphate isomerase activity. The record is from RefSeq and is a predicted model, not a curated record. Gene Ontology annotation, biological process: glyceraldehyde-3-phosphate biosynthetic process; glycolytic process; glycerol catabolic process. The annotation marks the transcript as partial. The transcript has 4 exons. NCBI's taxonomy places the organism in Eukaryota, Metazoa, Chordata, Mammalia, Rodentia, Cricetidae.
GGGGCCGGGCUAACCAUGGCGGAGGGCGGGGAGAAGGAGGAGUUCUGCUUCACAGCGCUCUAUAUAAGUGGCCAGUGGCCCGGGCUGUGCGCUCGUACUGACCUUCAGCCAGUCUGUCCCAGCGCAAUGGCGCCUUCCAGGAAGUUCUUCGUUGGGGGCAACUGGAAGAUGAAUGGAGUGGUUUGUGCACCCCCCACCGCCUACAUCGACUUCGCCAGGCAGAAGCUAGAUCCCAAGAUUGCUGUGGCUGCGCAGAACUGCUACAAAGUGACCAAUGGGGCCUUCACUGGGGAGAUCAGCCCUGGCAUGAUCAAAGACUUAGGAGCCGCAUGGGUAGUGCUGGGGCACUCGGAGAGAAGGCAUGUCUUCGGGGAGUCCGAUGAGCUGAUUGGGCAGAAAGUAGCCCAUGCCCUAUCUGAGGGGCUCGGAGUGAUCGCCUGCAUUGGGGAGAAGUUAGAUGAAAGGGAAGCCGGUA